Messenger RNA from Dama dama (fallow deer), 3167 nucleotides. It is a transcript of the gene GPR141, whose product is annotated as G protein-coupled receptor 141. Bases 589 to 1500 code for a protein of 303 amino acids. Gene Ontology annotation, biological process: G protein-coupled receptor signaling pathway. Gene Ontology annotation, cellular component: membrane. The transcript has 4 exons. Lineage: Eukaryota; Metazoa; Chordata; Mammalia; Artiodactyla; Cervidae. The record is from RefSeq and is a predicted model, not a curated record. Gene Ontology annotation, molecular function: oxysterol binding; G protein-coupled receptor activity.
UUUGCAACUUGGAGUUCAUCUUAAGAGCUUGGUUUUUCAAUACUAAUGUGUCUGAAAUUAUCUUGAGGUUUUGUGGUUGCUGGUGAUUCUCUGCAAAACCUAAAACAGUAGCUUCCUUUUGCUUGGUGAACUGUCUAGGCUGUGUGAGUGCUCGCAGACCAGGGAAAUGCCCAAGCAGCCUUGCUAUUAGAUAAGAAUUCUGUUUGGAAGUCUGUCAGGUGGCCCAACUCUGCACAUUUCCCUGAGAAAUCUGUCUUAUUCAGGAGAAAUGGAUUCGAUCCCUGGAUCGGGAAGAUCCCCUGGAAAAGAGAAUGGCAACUCUAAUAUUCUUGGCUGGAGAAUUCCUUGGACAGAGGAGCCUGGCGGGCUACAAUCCAUGGAGUCACAAAGAGUCAGACACAACUGAGCUACUAAGACCUUCACUUUCAAAGAAGCUGAACCUUCUAGGUAAAUAAGUGGGAAAAAAAUGACAAGCAGAACUUAUGAUGGCACACUCCUCCUUGAUCCAGAUAUGAAAAAAAUAUAAUUUCACAUUUACCUGAUGGAGCUACUUUUCUACAGAGAAAAAUAAAAGGUGACUUCUGAAGCAUGGCUGCCAACAAUACUUCCUCCUGCGAUGACCCUAUAUUGACACCCCAUUUAACCAGGCUCUACUUUGUAGUGCUUGUUGGAGGGCUGAUGGGCAUCGUCUCCAUUUUGUUCCUACUUGUGAAGAUGAACACCCGGUCUGUGACCACCACAGCAGUCAUUAAUCUGGUGGUGGUUCACAGCGCUUUUCUGCUUACAGUGCCUUUCCGUUUGACCUACCUCAUCAAGCACACUUGGACAUUUGGGUGGUCCUUCUGCAGAUUUGUGAGUGCCAUGCUGCACAUCCACAUGUACCUCACAUUCCUGUUCUACAUGGUGAUUCUAGUCAUCAGGUACCUCAUUUUCUUCAAGCACAAGGACAAAGUGGAAUUCUACAGAAAACUACAUGCUGUGGCUGCCAGCACGGCCAUGUGGCUCCUGGUGAUUAUCAUUGUGGUACCCCUGGUUGUUUCUCAGUAUGGAAUUCAUGAGGGCUAUGAUAGCCACCACUGUUUCAAAUUCCACAAAGAACUUACUCAUGCAUAUGUGCAAGCCAUCAAUUAUAUGAUAGUCGCUAUUGUCAUAGUCAUCGCAGUGAUUCUCUUGGUCCUCCAGAUCAUCAUCAUUGUGUUGAUGGCACGGAAGCUCAGACACUCCUUACUAUCUCAUCAAGAGUUCUGGGCUCAGUUGAAAAAUCUGUUUUUUAUAGGAGUUAUUCUUAUUUGCUUCCUUCCCUACCAGUGCUUUCGGAUUUAUUACUUGUACACUGUGGCACACUCAAGAGACUGUAACUACAAUGUUGCAUUUUAUAAUGAAAUCUUCUUGAGUGUAACAGCGAUUAGCUGCUUUGAUUUGCUGCUCUUUGUUCUUGGGGGAAGCCACUGGUUUAAGCAAAAGAUAAUUGACCUAUGGAACUGUCUUCUGUGCCGUUAGCCACAGACUACAGUAUUCAACAUUACCUCCUUAAUAUUGACAGUAAAAACAGGAAUGGCUAUUUCAUUACUCAAUUAAAACCAUGUCUUGAUGAACCAAACAAAAGGACUGUAAAAUGUCAGAGCAUUCAUUUCAGCCUUUGUUUAAUUCUUAUCAUCUCUGAAUGACACAUAUACAAAGACUAGUGAUGUUCAAUCUACCUGGAGUUGCAAUACUGCAUUAUUUUCCAAUAUAAAAUAUCUACUUGGCCCAUCCGGUACUAUGGGUCCAAUGGUUUCUGAGUUUUACUACCUAAUUUUCAUUUCCUCAGUUUGAAACAUGCCCUUUCCUUAGGUUUUGGACUAGAUUCAGCCCUCUAAUUCUUUUCAUUCCACUUAAACUUAGGUAAGUUAAUCCUAGUCAUGAUUCUACAUCAAAGACACAAACUUCACUUGGCUAACCAGAUGAGAUGACCAUUCAACUCACACCCUCACACACACACACACACACACACACACACACACACAAACAUAUGAGGGGGGAGAAUAGUAUAAAAAAAAAACAAAAAAAAAAAAACCCACUUUUUUUAGAUUGUCAAAACUUCGAUAGGAAGUCACUAAUCUAGACAUCAAGAGAAACAGAACUCUGUGACUAAACAAGGUACCUAGAUUUGUCUUUUGAAAGAUAAGUUUUAAGGAUGAGAUCACUUUCCUCAAUACCUCCAAAAAAAAGCUUACCAAAUAUACCUAAAUGAUGGUGAAACUGUAACUUAGAGAAUAACCCUGACCAAUAUGCUGCUAGGCAUAAAAAUUAGUUCCCAAGGGAAGUGAUUAAAUUUCCCCUCUUUCUUUUUUUUGAAGGAUUUCUCCUUGUCUUGGGCCACAAUUUAGAUUUUCCUUGGAGACAGAAAGUUAUAUUGAAAUUUUAGAUUUCCCUUCCUCCCUUAGUUAUGUGUCUUUAAAUAAAUGAAAACAAUGUUCUAAAAAAAGAACUUCUGAGAAAUAUAUAGAAAAACCAUUAAGCUAGACUAUGAGAUUAGACUGCUAAAUUGAAACAUAGGACUGUGGAUUUUUUCCCUCAUGCUCACAUUUCAACUAUUUCCCUCAAAGUUUCACAAUCUUGAAACUUAGCAAAGAACUGAUCCUGUUUCCUAUUUGAUCCUUCAAAACCUGAAGUGAUUCUUGGUAGGAAGAGAAGAAAUGAGUGAAUUAAGGUAAUUUUUUUCUUCCCCCAGCAAGGUAAAUGUUUAGGAUUUAAAGAUUUUUCUUUAUUUGUUAUACCCUAUGCAUCCACAAAUUCAUCAAAUGAAUAAGAUAUCCUUGUGAAUUUUAUGAUUACUGAAAUUGCUGAGUCAUAGAAAUUAAUUUUGAGGAAGAAAAGUGACAACAUACUGCAUAUGUGACUUAUUCAAAUUUUUUUCCUGUUUUAAAUUUUCUCUUAUCCAUCUUUUUUUCUUUUUAAGUUAUAAUUAUUUAAAAAACUAAAAAAUUAUUUAUGAGAAUUACAUUGUUUCUCUCCUUGUAUAUCCAUGUCUUACUAUCAUAAUGUCUUGUUAGCUUGUAGAUUGUAUUAAUAUUAUAGUCUCUUUCAGUCUUUAAAUAUGUUGAGGUCAGGCAAUUAUGCUUUUCUCUGUAUUAUCAUAUAUUAUAAUAAAGAGCCUGUUUUACGGACCUAUAAGAAAUGCUAUC